CCUGGUGCUAAGGUUAGCUCGGUGCGUUAGCAGCGAGCAGCGGACAUGUUGCGGCCAGCCUCGCUGGACUAGACGCCGGCAGAAGGUGCUAAGGGGACGUCGCGGGGUGUCGCACCACCAUGGAUGCCGUCAACGCCUUCAACCAGGAGUUAUUCUCCUUGAUGGACUCCAAGCCACCGAUAUCUCGGGCCAAGAUGAUCUCCAUCACCAAGUCGGCCAUCAAGGCAUUGAAACUUUACAAACACGUGGUCCAGAUUGUGGAGAAGUUCAUCAAAAAGUGCAAGCCGGAGUACAAGGUCGCGGGCCUGUAUGUGGUGGAUUCUAUUGUCCGCCAGUCCCGGCACCAGUUUGGAGCGGACAAGGAUGUGUUUGGACCGAGGUUCACCAAGAACAUCACAGGAACCUUCGAGAACCUCUGCCUUUGCCCGCUAGAGGACAGGAGUAAGCUCGUGCGAGUGUUGAACCUGUGGCAGAAGAACACCGUCUUCAAGAGCGAGGUCAUUCAGCCCCUUCUGGACAUGGCCGCCAGCGGGGGCGCGGCGCCCUACGCGGGCUCCGACGAGCCAGGUACACCUCCGUCUCCAGCCAAAGAAGCCGUCACCACGGUGACGACGGCCAACCCCGCCGCCGCGCCUGCGGGUCAGCUGCAGAAAGAGGACAACCCCUUUGCCGCCGUGGCGGUGCUCUUCCAGACCACACAGGGUCAGCAGCCUCGUGAUUCCUCAACGGUCUCUGCUCCCCCUCCCGCUGCUCAGCUUCAGCAGAUGCUCCAGAACUUCCAGCAGCAGCCGGCGAAAGCGGAGCCGCCCCCUCAGCCUCCCGCCCCUCAGACGGACGUCCAACACGCCGCCCGCGUCUUCAGCCCCGAGCCCCCGCGCCCCGCCCCGCCCUCCCAUCAGAAGACGGCGUUUGAUCGGACGCUGCUGGAUCGUUUCGACUACGACGACGAGCCAGAAGCCGGAGAGGACAAGGAUGACUCCUCGCAUCCUUCCUUCAUGCAGCAGCCUCAUUCCUUCCCACCGUCCAUGAUGAACAUGUCUCAGGACCCCUCGCAGCAGGGCGCUCUCCCGCCUAACGGCCAGCUCCCAGCCUUCGGCAUGCUGCCAGGACAAGGCUUCCCAGUUAUGGGACACCUUCCACCAGGCCAGCAGCCUCCAGGCUUCCCAGGGGGUUACUUUCCCUCUGGAUCAGCGCAGCAGGACUCGUCAGCCGACGCAGGUUCAUCUAUGAGGGAUGGCAGACAUGGUCAAAGGUCACGUUCAGGCUCCAGGUCUCCCAAGCGGAGGAGGUCGCGCUCCAACUCCCGCACACGCCGAUCCAGACACAGGCGCUCGCGCUCCAGGGACCGCCGCCAGCAGUCCCCGCGAUCCCGCUCGCAGGAGCGCAAGGAGAGGGAGCGGGAGCGCGAGCGUCGCCAAAAGGGUCUACCGCCGUCCAAGAACGAGACGCUGAGCAUCUGCAGUACGACUCUGUGGGUGGGCCAGCUGGACAAGAGGACUCAGCAGCAGGACGUGGCGUGUCUGCUGGAGGAGUUUGGACCCAUUGACUCCAUCAAUAUGAUCCCUCCACGCGGCUGCGCCUACAUCGUCAUGAUACACCGGCAUGACGCCUUCAGGGCCCUGCAGAAGCUCAGUCGAGGGCCCUACAAAGUCAACCAAAAAGCCAUCAAGAUUGCGUGGGCUCUGAACAAGGGCAUCAAGGCUGACUUGAAACAGUACUGGAACGUGGAGCUGGGGGUCACCUACGUGCCCUGGUCCAAGGUGAAGGAGGACCAACUGGAGGAGCUGAAGGAAGGAGGCGUCCUGGAUGGAGACACUUUAUCACCAGAGUGGAGCACAGCACGGAAGGCCCUCAUGAACCCCGAGGAGCUCAACCACAACGGCGGGGCGGAGUCACAGCAGCACGAGGAGGCGCACCUGUUAGCCGCAGCUACUCCUGCACAGCUUCCUCCAAUGCAGCAGCCAAUGAUGGGCAUGGGACCUGUGCCGCCCCCUGGCUUCCCCGCCCCCAUCGGGAUACCACCUCCCUCCUUCCCCCCGGGCAUGCCCCCGCCGCCUUUCAUCCGCCCUGGCUUCAACCCCAUGCAGAUGCCUCCAGGUUUCCCCCCACCCAGGACCAUGCCUCUCGGACCGCCGCCUCCUGCCAAAGGUGAAGACAUGCCUCUGGGCCCUGCAGGUCUGGUCACCAGGAAACACGAGGAGGUCUCGGACGCUCCCAACUUCUUCAAUAACCAGAUGGGAGCCAUGUGUAACCAGGUCGGCGGCCCUCCAGGAAGCAUCCAGCCUCCUACCGGGGGUCUGCUGGGGGCACGGCCCAGUUUAAUCCCAAUGCAGCGGCCCCCGGGUCCUCCGCUGCUGCACGGUCAGCGUUUCCCUCCUCCCCGGGGGCCACACUCCCCCGCCAUGCCCCCCGUCCCACAGCAGAUUAUGCACAGGGGGCCUCACGCGCCGAUGAUGCGCCACGACGCCCCUCCGCCCAAAGGGGGCUUUGGGAUGCCCCCUUCGCACAGCAUCAGACCUCCCUUCCCUCCACAUGGGCCGCCCCCUCACGGGCCCCCUCCUCCCUUUGUCAGACCGGGGGUUCCCCGUUCGGGCGACGGGCCUGAGGAAAGGAGCGGCCGCCCUCUCAGGGGUGAGUGGACGGGAUUCAGGGACCAGGAGCCUGAUCGGGAGCGGGAGCGGGACCGGGAGAGAGAUCGAGGGUUCGGCGGCGCCAGGCGUCCGUUUGGCGACAGAGCGAGGGGCGGCGACAGAAUGGACGCGAGGGACAGACUCGGCGGCUGGCAGGAAGACGGCGAUCAGCGCGGCGGCGAUCAGCGCGGCGGCGAUCAGCGCGGCGGCGGAGGCGGCGGCGGCUGGGAGAGGGAUAGAGACCGACGAGACUGGAGGGAUCGGCGAAGCAGCCUGGAUCGAGACUGGGAGCGAGGGAGGGGCGGCGACGGGGAGCGGGAGAACGGGAGGGGCGAAGGCAGCGACAGAGGAAGGGCGGACGGAGCAAGUCGGGAGAGCGCAAGAGGAGCCGACGGCAAAGAAGGGGGGCGGCCCAGACGCCGCGAGAGGACCACGCGGUGGGACCGGGACGACCGGCUGGCCGAGCUGGAGAACAUGGACAAGUUUCGCAGCCCUAAGGCUCCGCAGCCGGCAACUCUGCAGCCAUCAGCUCCACAGCCAGCGGCUCCGCAGCCAGCGGCUCCGCAGCCAUCAGCUCCGCAGCCGGCAACUCUGCAGCCAUCAGCUCCACAGCCGCCGGCUCCACAGCCGCCGGCUCCGCAGCCGCCGGCUCCGCAGCCAUCGGCUCCACAGCCGGCGGCUCCGCAGUCGUCGGCUCCGCAGUCGUCGGCUCCGCAGUCGUCGGCUCCGCAGUCGUCGGCUCCGCAGCCGGCGGCUCCGCAGCCGGCGGCUCCGCAGUCGUCGGCUCCGCAGUCGUCGGCUCCGCAGUCGUCGGCUCCGCAGCCAGCGGCUCCGCAGCUGCCGGCUCCACAGCCGGCGGCUUCCACGGAAACAUGUAAAGGACCUGUUUUGGAAGCCCCUCAAAAAACUACUGAAUCUGCACCCUCAGCCGCUGAGCCGCCGUCUUCCGAGGCUCAGACCGAUUCCGUGGAGGCCAAACCGGAGGCGGCCUCAUAG
Messenger RNA from Nerophis lumbriciformis (worm pipefish), 3626 nucleotides. It is a transcript of the gene scaf4a, whose product is annotated as SR-related CTD-associated factor 4a. Gene Ontology annotation, biological process: negative regulation of termination of RNA polymerase II transcription, poly(A)-coupled. Gene Ontology annotation, molecular function: RNA binding; RNA polymerase II C-terminal domain phosphoserine binding. The record is from RefSeq and is a predicted model, not a curated record. Lineage: Eukaryota; Metazoa; Chordata; Actinopteri; Syngnathiformes; Syngnathidae. Gene Ontology annotation, cellular component: nucleus.